Messenger RNA from Maudiozyma barnettii, 1434 nucleotides. RefSeq names its product snoRNA-binding rRNA-processing protein ENP1 (gene ENP1). NCBI's taxonomy places the organism in Eukaryota, Fungi, Ascomycota, Saccharomycetes, Saccharomycetales, Saccharomycetaceae. Bases 1 to 1434 code for a protein of 477 amino acids. The transcript has a single exon. Gene Ontology annotation, molecular function: snoRNA binding. Gene Ontology annotation, biological process: rRNA processing. The record is from RefSeq and is a predicted model, not a curated record. Gene Ontology annotation, cellular component: cytoplasm; nucleolus; preribosome, small subunit precursor.
AUGGGGAGAUCUACGACAUCCAGAUCCAGGAAACAAAGACAUGAUCCACUUUUAAAGGACAUCGAUUCCGCUCAAGGUAACUUGAAGAAACACUACACCAAAAGAAAUCAAGUGACUAAAGAAGGUAAUGAGGAUGACGAAGACGAAGAAUAUAUCGAUGCUAAACAUUCUCGUAAGAUUUUACAACUAGCUAGAGAUCAACAAGAUGAAAUUGCUGAAGAGGAAAAUACCGAGUUGCAACGUGAAGUACAAAAUAAAGCCAGAUUCCAACAUAUCGACUAUGAUGACGACGAAGACGAUGAGGAUGAACAAGAAGGUGAUUUCUCUGAUUUUGAACCGGAAGGAGAGUUUGGUGAAGAAAUGGAGGAAGAAGAAAUCGUAGAACUAGACGAAGAAGAUGCAGCUAUGUUUGAGCAAUAUUUCAAGAAGGCUGAUGACUUCAACGCAAUGAAUGGUAGUUAUAACUUGGCUGAUAAGAUUAUGGCUUCUGUCAGAGAAAAGGAAGCUGAGAUUAAAGAAACUGCUAUUGAUAUUGACGAUAAUGAAGCUGAUCAAGGUGAACAUGAAGCUCAAAAGAGACCAAUGGAUGGUGUUGCUUUACCUGAAAAAGUUAUCAGAGCGUAUACCACUGUGGGUACUGUGUUGAAAACAUGGACUCACGGUAAACUACCUAAAUUGUUUAAAGUUAUCCCAUCUUUGAGAAACUGGCAAGAUGUGUUGUAUGUGACCAACCCAGAAGCAUGGUCUCCGCAUGUCGUCUACGAGGCCACUAAGCUAUUUGUCUCCAAUUUACAAGCGAAAGAAGCUCAAAAGUUUAUCAGUAUGGUCCUAUUGGAACGUUUCCGUGACAAUAUCGAAAAUAACGAGGAUCAUUCUUUGAACUAUCACAUAUAUCGUGCUAUCAAGAAAUCCAUCUAUAAACCGAGUGCAUUCUUCAAAGGGUUCCUUUUCCCUCUGGUGGAAACAGGUUGUAACAUUCGUGAAGCUACCAUUGCAGGUAGUGUAUUAACUAAGGUCUCUGUUCCAGCAUUACACUCUUCUGCCGCAUUGAGUUAUCUAUUGAGAUUGCCAUUCUCUCCUGCCACCACAGUAUUCAUCAAGAUUCUUUUGGACAAGAAGUAUGCUUUACCAUAUCAAACUGUGGACGAAUGUGUUUACUACUUCAUGAGAUUCAGAAUAGUCGAGGAUGGUAGUACUGGGGAAGAUUCUACCAGAGCACUACCAGUGAUAUGGCAUAAGGCCUUCCUGGUGUUUGCUCAACGUUACAAAAACGAUAUCACUGAAGAUCAAAGGGAUUUCCUAUUAGAAACUGUCCGUCAAAGAGGACAUAGAGACAUUGGCCCAGAGAUCAGAAGAGAACUGAUGGCAGGUAACUCUAGAGAAUUUGUUGAUCCUAACCAAGCUAAGGACGACAUGAUGAUAGAUGUCCAAUAA